UAGUGAGGUUAUGUUCCGGAAAUGGCAAACCGAAAACUGGUAGCUGGCGUGGUUGAUAAGUUUUGUAACUUCUGUUUAUUAGUUCAUUACUGAGUCUCAAAGAUAACUCUUGAAUUUUUAUUUAUAUUGUUCAUUCGAGUCGCUUUUCUUGAACAUUUGAAUUCAUUAAAUAACAAUGUCUUCAGGAUUUCUAUUAUCAGUUGUCGGUCAAAUUGAAAAAGCUGAUUUUCCUGACUUUGACGAUAUUUAUUGUAAAUAUUGUUUUAUGUGUGGCCCAGAUUGGGACAUUGUAUCCGGAAUCGAAGAAGGCAUAUCGCAGAUUGGAAGAAAAAGUCAAGAUGGUCGUCAAUUAUUUGUGUGGAAUUUCCCUCUAGAAAUCUCAUUCAAGAGCACCAAUCCUCACGGAUGGCCUCAGUUGAUAAUUAGCGUAUACGGACAGGAUACAUUUGGGAAUGAUGUUGUCAGAGGAUAUGGCAUUUGCCAUCUCCCAGUCCAGUCUGGAUCCUCCAGUGUCAGGGUGGCAAUGUUUGUACCAGAAUCAAGUUCUGUACUUCAACGUGUUACAUCAUGGCUGACGGGUCGGAGACCAGAGUAUGUUGAUCCUAGAGUUCUAGCUCAUGGCGAAGGAAGAGAAGUAACUCGCGUUCGAAGUCAAGGGAGAGUGUGGGUGAAUUUCAAUGUGCUGACCAAGGACAUGACUUCUCAUGGACUGGAUAAUAAGUCGCAUCACCCAUCAGCUGCCUUGGCGUCGGAAAUAUCUCAACUGAAACUGCAGUGAAUCCAAGUGGAUAAGUAGUCUUGUCUAUUCGAAUGUUCAUAUUCCACUGAUGAUUGAGUUUGAAAGUGUUCAUUAGAUAUUGGCAAUUAUCAGUCUGAUAUCAAUCACUACUCGAUAGGAUGAUGUAUAAAAUAUGACAAGACGCUUUUAGCGUGGAAUUUGUCGUACUUUGCUGUGUACUAUUGAUCUGAACCUUUUUACGAGCUCAACAUUUUGGAUUGGUGAUCGGAAUCUGAUGCACCCGUUUUCAAGUACUAGGCUUGAGACACAUAAUUUUUCAUCAUUGCGAGUCUAUGAUCUUGUCUCUGGUUGAAGCAUUCCAAUUGAAGGAAGAAUCGAUAGAGCAGAACGGGUUAUUGUGCAGCAACUCUAUUCUACAGCUCCAGGGGACAACGCUACAUUCCUUAUGAUGAUGAGCAUUUUGUUAAAAUACACUAUAGUGUAUAGUCUACGCCAUCAUUCCCUAUGAUAUGAAUAUAUUUUAUUUUAUGUGUUUUUUCUCCAAUCAAUUGUUUAAUUCAAUUAACUAACAGUGGCCUACCGUACAUAAUUCUCGAUUUAUUCUCUAAGACACAAAAUGUUUCGACUUAUCCACUCUGCAUCAUGUUAUAAUAAUAAUUCAUGCCAAUUCUCAUUUAGUACCAGCCCACAAAUACUUAUCCAAUAUAAAACACUGUUUCAUUGUUCUUACAUUCAAUGAAGAAGCAUUUAUUUUUCAUGUAAUGGGUACUUGGUGAUUUUAGUGGUGAUAAUUUUAUUAUUUAUUUAGUGAAUCAUAGAAGUGAUUGAGAAAGGAACAACAGGAACAAAAACGUUUCAUCCCAAAUUUUGAUAACCAUAAUAGUCCAAAAGUCAGGCUAUCUUUUCACUACAUCGAUUAACAUCAAUUCCUUGGUCAUAAUAUGACAUAAGCACUGAAGUCCAAAACUACCGUUUUGAUCAAAUGGAGCCCAAAGUUUUCUAGUAACAUAAUUUUCAAGAAUAAUUUUGGCCCUAUCACAAUGAAACUUACAAAGUAGGUUCAAAAUACACUUAUUCAUGAUUCUUUUAUUCAAAAAAGAUGAUAAAAUAAAAAUGGACUGAUUUAAUUAUGACUUGAGCUGUUUGGUCCAUAGUUAAGGAACUGGAUUAACCAACCGGCUUUUUAAAAAGAUUUAUUUCAGCAUACCAAUACAUCUAAUACAUGGCUAUAAGCGAUGUAUGCUCUACGAGCUCUGGCAACAGACUGACUCGAAAAAGCAACUAAACUAAUGGCUAAGAAAUAACAAUGCAUAGCUACAUCAGCAUUAUAAAGGGGAUACCAAAUGUAACUCCUCCCCCUAAGUGUGAAGCUGGCCUCAGCUUAAAAAAAUAUUAAAUAAAAGUUCAAAAAUUAAGUAUUAGUUACAUGGCAAUCUUGGAUACAUUUGUUGGGAAUCUGUUUUAACCAUAUCGUUAUCUACGCCAGAAUUACGAUUAUUUUUGAUUUAGAAAUGGAGAGUUUCUACCAAAUUCUAUUAAUAAAAAUUAAUAUCAAUAAAAUUACAAUAGAAAUAAAUAAUAAUAGUAAUUACAACAAUAUAUAUGAUAUAUAUUCUAUUGUCUCGUAAAGGUAAUUCAUCAAUAUCAUCAAGUUGUUGAAAUUUCAUGUUUGCAGUAUGUACUUGAUCAAAACUAAAAUUAGACAUCUUUUUAUUUGCUAUAAGUAUAGUUGGAGCAAUAAUUUCAUUUUCUCAGAAUACAUUUGGUCUGUAAUAUCCAAUCAAAGUCUCGGAGUUAUCAAUUUUUAACAAUUUAGUAUUCUGUUUGGAAAGAGAGUAACAUUUUUCUUCUUGUCAACACUGUAAGUUAUACAUGAACUUAUAUUAAAUAAUAUAAAACUAUCAAUUAUAUUGAUAUAUUUCACUAAAGAUGACCCAUAUUUCAAAAUUAAUUUAUUACAUCCAUUUAAAUUUAUUUAUUUGAGCAAACAAUACAAUAGUCGGAAAAAACAGGCUAUUGCCCAAAACUUCUUCAAUUUCCUAAUUUUGUCUUAAAUUGUCCAAAUAUUAUGUAGGUUGUGUCCAUUUCGAUUCAUACACCAAAUCAUCAAUCUGAAUAUACAAAUCAGAAUAAAACAAACAAUUCCAAAUUUAGAUAGAUUGAUAAUAAAAUUUCCGUAAAAACAUGUAACUAACUACAAAAUCACAAAAUAAUUCUAUAAAAACACAAAAAUUUUGAGCUAAAAAUAUCACGUUCACCAAAACAACAGCAAAAUCUCUAUCAUCUAACAAUAGGAGGAGUUUAUUUUCAAAAUAGCCAUGGUCCAUCUUUCCUCAUUUGUGGAAAAUCAAUACAAAACUUUUUAAUGUGGAACAACUUUGACACUUGACUUAAAUUAAAAAGAAAUUAUUAUUCAUUGAACUUGUAUUAUCAUUCGUGCAGAAUAUUAUCAUCCUUAAAUCAAUAGUUUAUUUUUAAUCAAGCAAAUAAGUUUGGACAUGGGACAUUUGAAACAAAAAGUUGGACAUAGGACAUUUUGAAAAUAAAAAAAUGGACAAAGGACUUUUUGUUUCAAAAGCUCAACUUAUGAGUGAAUGUGAGUUUUGAAAAAGGACAUGUUUUAUUUACAGAAGUAUUAAAUUUGUUUGAAAGAUAUAUAAAUACAUUUUACAUUAUGUCAUCAGAAUCCCCCAUCAUCCCACCUUCCAAUUCAUCCUUAGAUGACUUAUUUGUUGUGUCCCCAUUAAAAAUGUCUCUUUUAUAUUGCAAGUUUGGAUUUGCUUCCUAUCCUUCACCAAAGUGCAGGUGCAACAGGCGUUUGACAUCUGUAAUCUUUAGUUGUUUUAUGGGAGCCCCAAGAGGAACCACUGGUAAAAUUAAUUCACUGAAAUCCAACUUUGGCUUGAUGACUUUCUUUGAUACUGCAAUGUCGGUUUGGUACCAUGGCUCACCUCUGAUCAGAAUUGGAGCUGUAGGCGUUGUGCCUCGAGUGAUGAUGAAUCGUUUUGUUGAGCUGAAUUUGAAGUGCCAUUGUCCUGGUUUCUUCAUAGUUUGUUGAGAAAGGAGCUUCCAGUCAUAUACAGACCAAUCAUCCCCCAUUUCAAAUACUGUCUCAUGUAUAUUGAAAAUGUCCCAGUAUUCUCGAUCAAUGAUUGUAUCCAGGUCACGUAGUUCAAUUUCAAUCCUACCGAAAAUCCUUUUGGGAGGAAUGUAUGAGUGGCCUGGCACAGGGAAAAUCAAACGAAUUUCCUUCAAAUGAGGAGGUGCAAAAUUUUGGAGCCAAUACAUAACCAUGUAUAUCAUGGAGAAAUUUUUAUUUUGACCUCCACAUCCGUCUGCAAAAAGUCGAAGUAAAAAAUUCCUUCAAAAUCCAUAUUUUUCAAUCUGUGGAAAAUUGCUGAUGAGAUCUGUGCUGAACCUUUAGACCCAACUGCUUCAGUCCAAGAAUAUAUAAAUACUUUGUUCUUUGGUUGUUGAUCUUUUGAUGUACCCUCACAAACAGUAAAGUUAUAUAGAUAAAAUUGUCUACUCUAAGUAUGCAGCUUGGUCAGGAAUGCGUGUUAACACUUGAUUUUUCUGGCAAUCGAAUGAAAUGGUUUUCUCUCCCUCAUUUUUUUCUCUUAAUAAUGAGAAAAAUGCUUCACUCCUUUUCUUAUGCAAUAUUUGCUGUGCAGUAUACCAUGUAUCUCCAGCCUGAAUUUCAAGUUCAUGUUCGAUGCACUUUGAGCAUUUAUCUACAGCUGGACUCCCAAAACUCAGAUUGUAUUCCUUCGUGAAAAUGUCAUAGAAGUAUGAAUAGGGCACUCUGAAGAAAUCUCAUUGCAUUUACCGUGUAGUUUCACAAUUGAAAGAUAUGAAGGAAGGUACUGCUUUAUUUUUGUCGAAGCACGACAAUAAUGUUUUUUUAAUGGAACAAUCUUUUCAAUGUAUGCUUUUACAGCCGAUUUCUUAUCUACAAACCGAUGAGACUUGUGGUCACCCCCACGGUUCUCGGUAGGCAGGACUCCACUUGUAAAAUGUCUCUUGCAAACUCGAUGUACUCGUUUUUCAUUGACACCUAGUAUAUCACAGAUGCUUUUCCGGCAGAUCUUCACAAGUUUGGUUUUAUUGUUUGUACAUUUUGGUAUUUAUGCUUUCCGUGAGCAUUUUCCGCUCACCUCGAGGUCUGGCACGUUUGGGAGACUCACUGUGUGUGUAUUUCAGAAUAAAACUGUCCUGAACUUGUUUAUUUUUAUCUGAGUAAACUUGAUGAAAUUUUCGAGUAUCUUGCAUUGAGAGUUUAUGACAGCUAAGUGAAUUUCCAGCAUGUUUGCAUUGAGGAAGUUUUGGCAAACAUUUACAAGAAUAUCGUUUGAGUUUUUCUCGACCCCACUGUUCAGGAUUCCUGAGUUUUUUCGUCCUUUACCCUUUUCACAUGGCACAAUAACACUGUUGAAACCUUUCAUUAUGAGAAAUUUUUAUCACUAUACACUCAUUUAUUGCUGUUUUAAGUGAAUAAAGAUCAAUAUACAAGUAAUAAUAUUAAUUAAAUCACUAAAGAGCAGUCUCAAGACACGACUCUCAGACAAAUGCAGCAACAUAACCUAUCGUUGGAAUUCUUUAUUUCGAUUGCCACAGUGAACAGCAGGGCAGCCACUGUUGAAAAUAUUCAAGAGACAUGAAGAAGUAAUAUGGAAUUAAUCUUAUUUUAGUUCUUUUCUCAGUAGUGUCACAUCUGAAACCAGAGAGGACAAGGGACAUUUUGAAACAGAACUGCCCAGUCAACUUGUUAUUGAAUAUAUGGUUUAGGACAUUUUGAAACAAAAACUAAUGACAAUCUGUGAGUAUAGUGAGGUCGCCAUCUUGAACUGGACAAGAGACAGUUUGAUUCCAAACAUAUGUUUUGAAGAGAGAUUUUAUAUUAUGGAAACACAUGUAUUCCAUUCGAAAGCUUAUAAAGAUAGAGCUAAGGCAUAAUAAUCUUCAAUUAGAAAAAAAUGGACAUAGGAUAUUGUGAA
Messenger RNA from Nilaparvata lugens (brown planthopper), 5736 nucleotides. RefSeq names its product B9 domain-containing protein 1 (gene B9d1). NCBI's taxonomy places the organism in Eukaryota, Metazoa, Arthropoda, Insecta, Hemiptera, Delphacidae. Gene Ontology annotation, cellular component: MKS complex. The transcript is spliced from 5 exons. Gene Ontology annotation, biological process: cilium assembly. The coding region runs from base 176 to 778 and encodes 200 amino acids. The record is from RefSeq and is a predicted model, not a curated record.